Messenger RNA from Trichoplusia ni (cabbage looper), 3795 nucleotides. RefSeq names its product transcription initiation factor IIB (gene TfIIB). Lineage: Eukaryota; Metazoa; Arthropoda; Insecta; Lepidoptera; Noctuidae. Gene Ontology annotation, cellular component: transcription preinitiation complex; nucleus. The record is from RefSeq and is a predicted model, not a curated record. The transcript is spliced from 5 exons. Gene Ontology annotation, molecular function: RNA polymerase II general transcription initiation factor activity; TBP-class protein binding. The coding region runs from base 63 to 1010 and encodes 315 amino acids. Gene Ontology annotation, biological process: transcription initiation at RNA polymerase II promoter; transcription preinitiation complex assembly.
CAAGUUUAUGUAUUUAUGAAAUCUCGCAUAAUAUAAUUGUUUAUGGUAUAUACUUGACAAUCAUGGCGAGCACGUCGAGAAUUGAGGCGAAUAAGGUGGUGUGCUAUGCGCACCCAGAUGCGCCGCUUAUCGAGGAUUACAGGGCUGGGGACAUGAUAUGCUCGGAAUGCGGACUGGUAGUCGGCGACAGAGUCAUAGACGUUGGUUCAGAAUGGCGUACAUUCAGCAACGAGAAGUCCGGAGUCGACCCGUCUCGUGUUGGUGGGCCUGAAAACCCACUUCUAUCUGGUGGAGAUCUUUCCACCAUCAUCGGACCAGGCAGAGGAGAUGCGUCAUUUGACAGCUUUGGAGUCUCAAAAUAUCAGAACAGGCGGAACAUUAGCAGUACUGACAGAGCUUUGAUCAAUGCCUUCAGGGAAAUCAGUACUAUGGCGGACAGAAUAAACUUGCCCAAGACCAUUGUUGACAGGGCAAAUAACUUGUUCAAACAGGUACACGACGGCAAAAACUUGAAAGGGAGAGCGAAUGACGCGAUUGCAUCUGCUUGCCUCUACAUAGCGUGUCGUCAGGAGGGCGUGCCUCGUACCUUCAAAGAAAUCUGCGCCGUCAGCAAAAUCAGCAAGAAGGAGAUUGGAAGAUGUUUCAAAUUGAUUCUGAAGGCUCUGGAGACGUCUGUUGAGCUGAUCACUACAGCUGACUUCAUGUCACGUUUCUGCUCCAACCUGGGUCUGCCGAACUCCGUGCAGAGAGCGGCCACACAUAUUGCCAGGAAGGCUGGUGAACUGGAUAUUGUGUCCGGACGCAGUCCUAUUUCAGUUGCCGCUGCUGCUAUUUAUAUGGCGUCACAGGCGUCGGAAGACAAACGCAGCCAGAAGGAGAUCGGCGACAUCGCCGGCGUGGCUGACGUCACUAUCCGGCAGUCCUACAAGCUCAUGUACCCGUUCGCGUCAAAACUCUUCCCCGAAGACUUCAAGUUCUCAACCCCGAUCGAGUUCCUACCGCAAAUGUAAAGGUAUAACUCUUAAGUGUAUGAGCAUAAGGUUGAUAAUUGUAUACUUUUGUUAAGUUAACUUCGGAAGUUAUUUCCUAUAGUUAUUUUGAUGUUAUGUGAUGUCCUGCACUGUUAGAUGUUACUAUGUUCGCAAGUUAGCAGCGACCUCUGAAUACUGAACGCGGUUUUAAGUCUAUCUGUCGCUAUUUUUGAACUUGAAGUGAUAGAGAUAGCACGAGAUUUAGGGACAACUUAGAUUGAUAUCUCAGUAUUCGGCUGUAAGGUUGAUUUUUGUAUAUCAUCCACUACACAUGACGAGCAUCCAAUUUUUUCUUCAAUCACCACAGAGUAUGUUUUUCAUGAAUCUAUACUAAUUUUGUUAACUAUUUAUUAGUAGUUCGAAAGUAAAUGACUGACUCUUUUGUCACUUCUUCUCAGAAAUAAGGAAAUAUGCAUCUUAUAUCCAUCAAAGCUAUGGUAUGCAGUAAAGAUUUGAUUCGAUUUGAAAGCUAUUAUGCAUCUUCAAGUACUUCAGUGGUUCAUAAACAAUCACCUUGUUUAUACCAAUUCUGCCAUAUUUCAUUAUUCAUUUAUAAAAAUACCUGUCUUGAAAGAACUGAAAUUGUGUGAUAGAUGAUCGAUUUAUUUCAUUACAAUUAAAUUGAAAUAUAAAAUGAAUAAUAUUGUGAAUUAAGUGCGACACAUAUUAGUUAACGAAUGGAGUGUUGAGAUAGCAACCGACAAACAAAAUGACUAACAUUGUGAUUGUGUUGAUUUAUUGAACAAUAGACAGAAUUAAAUAAUAUAUUAUGUAGCAAAUUUUUUGAUAACCACUGUGAGUUUGUUAGUAUUUUUAUUAACAUUCCAUUCGUUGACUACUCUUGUUUAUUGAAACGUAUGAGAAGGUACCUGAUUUCGCUUUAUUUUUCAUUGCACAACCUUUUUAUUUUUCUGACAUUGGAAAAAAACACUUCUACUAUUAAAUUAAUCUAUAUUUUCGCGACCAAAUUAACUUUACACAACAGGGUUGUUUUUGAAAUUUCUCAAAAAAUCUAAGUAGGCUAGCAUGACUUACUGUACAAAAAUAUACCCGACUCUAUUCCUCCUAUGUGUCUUGUAUAGUGCUAUCUCGCUCUUGUAGCCUUGCACUGUCAGUGAAAUCGGGUUGACCUAGCGUUGGUGCGCGUGAACAACGUUGUAUUUUUAUAAUAAACAUAGAAAUAAGUAUUAACUUUAUUUAGGCGAAUGUUGGUUCCUGUCACUAACAAAUACUAAAAGUAAAAAAUUAAAGAAUUAUUCAAAAUAUAAUAUUCGCUAAAUAAAAUUUCUUAGUUAUUUUUUAGUCUGCACUCAUUUUUCUUAUCUUAUUAAUGUUUCCUUUGUUGAACGAAUUCAAUUCAACACUACAGAAUCACUUGUUUUGAUAUUUCAAAAUUAUGAGCUAUGAUCAAUCUAUUAUAAAACCUAUUCCAACCCCUUUACAAUCCAUAUUUAUUUAACCUCAGUCCCGUAGAAGUAACAUCCAUCUUGCUAAAGCGACUUAAAAGCAAUAACUUCUCGAUAUUUCUGUUUAAACCUCAAGUCCACUAAUACCCAUUUCGUUGGAUCAUCACAUAAAAAAUAUGCUUUAAAAAACAAUUUUCAAAAUCGGUUCAGUUCCUUAGAUUAUCCCCUACAAGUCACAAACAACUCUUUAUAAUAUUACUAGAUCGCCAAGUUAACGCUGAUGUUUCGCUUUUGCAAAUUCGAUAAUACCCCUGUAUUUAGGGUAUAACAAGCUGUCAGUUAGGUGACAGGACUCAUGUGAUUUAUAAGUAUCAUUAUGAUGUAGGUGACAGUUAUAUUUAUAUACUUUGGAUGUAUAGCUAUGCUUAGACGUACACUGAUUCAUUUUCAACUGUACCCUCAUCAACGAUUAGAAAAAGCAUUAGUUAUCUUGACCACGUCUUGGUCAUUCUAUUAACAGCGAAAAGAUAAUAUGAAUAGUUGUUGCCCGCAAACCUUCAAAUGGAAAAUGAUCCCACGGCAACACAAAAUCUGUUAAACUAAAAACUAUCUGUGUACCAAGUUUCGUCUAAAUCCGUUCAGUGGUUUUUGCGUGAAAGAGGAACAAACAUCCCUACAAACAAACUUUCGCGUUUAUUACUUCGCGGAUACUACUUGCCUAUGUCUUUCAUAAAAUUAGAUAUCUUGCACUACAUGUACCUUUGUGGCAAAUACAGAUUGUCGUUUAGUAUAAAUUAUGACUUAUGAACAGUUAAAAUCAUCAGAAGGUUCUAUUUAAUUUCAUGAAAGUAAAUUUAAAUUGUGAUUGACUGAUGAUAAUUGAUAUCUGUAUAUUUGACAAUACAUACUUUUUUUGCCUGGAAUUAUAUCACAAUUUAUGCCUUUGUUUUUGAAAAGCUGUGUUGUAACGUAAAAAAUGAUUAUGAUCUGUAAAACCAAAUUUAUUACUGUUUAUCGGUUUUUCUUUAGAUAAGCCAGUCAUAGUCUACUCUACUUUGUUUAGGUAUUUAAAGUAAACAAUCUUGGAGAGUCUUUUUUGUCAAAAAACUCAGUUGAAAAAGUCGCUACCGAAUACCUAUGUCAAACAAUAAUAAAGAUUGCUGACUCAAAUAUACCACAGAAAUAUAUCAGUCGUUUAUUUAUUUAAGAUGUUUUUGUAUGAGAAGACACCAAGAUUGUUUAUCUUUAAAUACAAACAAUACACAUAUUUGGCUGCAGGUUAAAUUGCUCAGCUAUUUAAAAACCAAGGUGUCGUGUAUAAAUAACUGGUACUGAUAAUAUCCUCAUAUCAAAACGAA